AUGGUCGACAGGCGAAUGUCCAGCGCCAACGAGAGCAAGAUGUCCCCUACAACCCUAUUGUUGCGCAAGUUACCGAAGAGCACUACUCCGGAGUCACUGAGGACGAUGCUUUUGUUUGCAAAAGAUCUGAAGGAUGCAGACCUCGUGCCGAACGAGCUUGACGAGGACGUCGGCUUCGCGACAGCCGUUGCCCGCUUCACGUCUAUCAACAGUGCCGCGGAGGCCCGUGCGAUGCUUGAUGGCAAGCCGAACACCGCAGGACAAGGCAACAUGAUCGUCAAUGUCAUCUCUGGACCAGCCUUGAGCGCACUCGGCAGGAGGAACACCUUAGAUCCUCAGUCGGCGCGUAAGAUGACUCAAACGGUCUCUCCUGCUCCCAGUCAUCCAUCAAAGCCAUCCAGGUUCAACGGCACAUUCCAAGCCAUGGAUAAAACAUCCCCUCCUGCCGUUGGAUCUCCACCGCAGCCUUCUGACAACAUGCACAGCAUUUUUGCACCCAGUUCCCCGAAUGCGACUAUGAAGGAUCGAAGGAUGACUGGCAAGCUGAUGAUUGGCGAAGAGGGCGGCGACGAAGAUACCGGCGAUCUGAUCAAAGAUCCCCUUGCCUACAUAAAUAGCCAGCCAGUACCCCGACAGCGAGGUCCGCAACCGCCAACUGCCGCUUUCGGAGCGCUCUCCCUGAACACAGACAUGCACAAUGGCUUGAAUGGCCCUCGAAUGACUUCGCCACAAUCUGCGCACCCAUAUCAAAAUCAUGGUGCUUUCAGUCCAGCUGGCGGUCCUCGAUCUGCGUAUCCAGGUCCAACGUUCUUACGACACAAUUACCCGCCCGUCAAUCCAGCCGAUCAAAAUCCGCCGUGUAACACUCUUUACGUUGGCAACCUACCGAUCGAUACCUCCGAGGACGAACUUAAGGCACUCUUUUCCAAGCAAAGAGGUUACAAGAGACUCUGUUUCCGAACAAAGCAGAAUGGCCCAAUGUGUUUCGUGGAGUUUGAGGAUAUCUCAUUUGCUACGAAGGCAUUGAACGAGCUGUAUGGUGUGCAAUUACAUAACAGCGUCAAAGGCGGCAUCCGCCUGAGCUUUUCGAAGAAUCCUCUGGGAGUUCGAGCUGGCCAGCCCGGUAGCAACAAUCCACAUUCAACUAUGAGUGGCGCAGGUUCAAUGGGCAUUUCUUCGCCUACAGGGAUGACGCCGCCUGGAUUCUCGUCCGUGAACGGCCCACCCCCAGGCCUUGGUAUGCCGAUGGCAAUGAGCAAUGGCUCGACAAUGCCGGCACCCAUAGGAAGCCCGCCGAUCACUGGACCUUUCAUGCACCAGGGCGCUGGUACUGCUAGUCCACGCAGCGUGCAGAUGCCAUCAGGCUCUGGGCUACCUCAUUUGGGCAGCACCAUGUAUCCGGACUAUAUGAUGGGUCGAUGA
Messenger RNA from Cyphellophora attinorum, 1422 nucleotides. Its product is annotated as Cell wall integrity protein scw1. The transcript has a single exon. NCBI's taxonomy places the organism in Eukaryota, Fungi, Ascomycota, Eurotiomycetes, Chaetothyriales, Cyphellophoraceae. Gene Ontology annotation, molecular function: mRNA binding. The coding region runs from base 1 to 1422 and encodes 473 amino acids. The record is from RefSeq and is a predicted model, not a curated record.